Meriones unguiculatus (Mongolian gerbil) is the source of this 5836-nucleotide messenger RNA. RefSeq names its product ankyrin repeat domain-containing protein 7-like. The transcript has 10 exons. NCBI's taxonomy places the organism in Eukaryota, Metazoa, Chordata, Mammalia, Rodentia, Muridae. The coding region runs from base 3882 to 4739 and encodes 285 amino acids. Gene Ontology annotation, molecular function: protein binding. The record is from RefSeq and is a predicted model, not a curated record.
GAUAGGCCAGACUUCAUUCUUGUUAAUGAAUACCAGGCCAAAAGAUGGUUUGGGAAGGCACAGGCCCUAGGGAGGAAGCUAAUGGUGUAGUCGCAAGACUACUAAAUGGACAUGUUCUCAAACUGCUUUCUGAAUAUUUAUGGUUACUCACAAGGAACUGAACUUUACAAGUUAGUCGAGAUUACCAUGGAGGGUGGUUUUCCUUCAGAGCUUCUACAUGGCGGCUCUUUCACAAGAACAACCUGUGUUUUAACUUCAGGUUUCCUAGAGCACACACGAUCCAUCUUUGGUGAUUCUUUUUCGAUGGGACUGUCACCUUGAGUAUUCUUUUGUUCCAUCAAUGUAUCUCCACUACUGUCCUCAGGAGCAAGUUCUGGAUGCGCAGAUUCUCCAUCAAGUGUCUUCAUUGCUGAGUCUGGAGGUUCGUUCUAUAGAGGAGAACGUAUUAGAAUGGCUCCUCCUGCUUGCUUCCUGGGUCCAUUUGCUUGGAAAACCAUCUUCCAGCCCUUUACUCUCAGAGGUCCGUGGUUCCACAGAGCAGCGCACAACCCUCGGCAGCUCCAGUUCCAGGAGACCUUAUGCCUUCUUCUGGCCUCUUUGGGAGCUGUAAACAUGUGCUGCACAGACAUACAUAGUCCCACUAUGAAGACCUGGAACUUGAUAUGUAGGCCCAGCUGGCUUUGAAUACACAGAGAUCUGCUUGCCUGUGCUCCCAUGUGUUGGAAUAAAAGACAUGCACCACAAUCCAUGACAGAACUUGCUAAAUAUUUGUAAUAGAUGGAGGAGAAGCUAUACUCAUAGACAUGAAUUUCAGCCCUAUGGUAAUAACCUAAUUAAUCGUUUUAUUUUUAGACAGGCUGCAAGGUAGGUUCCGGUCCACAAUUCAGAUCUCAGAGCCCAGUAAAACAUGCCUCAUUGGAUGAACAUCCAAGGAGUCCUGCACAUUAACCUAAGUUUCCAUUUGCUUUUCUCUCUCUCCAGCUGGGAGAGAAGUAUAUUCUAUACUCUUCUGCUCUGACUGGGUUCCACGCUGUUGCGCAGCCUGUGCAGAAUGCUGAGGAAAUGAUGGUCAGGAGGAUGCCAUGUUUCCCCCAGACGCACUUUUGUGUGAAUUCAGUGAGCAAAGCUGUUGCUGGAAACCCGCAGUGCCUGUAAUUCAGGAACUGUCGAGCCUCAACACAUUCAUUUAUAAAGGAAGUGAAUCCAAAAGCAAAGUGAGGAGCAAAAGCCCAAGCUUGGACACUGCACUCAGUAUGAUGGUGAAAAGGGAAGCCCCAUGGCCUUCCACGUCAUUAGCAAAAAUAUAAACUGGCCUUUACUAGACAUCUAGAAGUUGAUUAAAGGCCAGAGCAUGCCAGAGUAUGCAUCCAAAGCUCCUGCCACCAUGGAAAGUGCUCGAUGAUUAGAGGGAAUGUCCUGAGCCAACAAACUCUGAACGUUCCAGUCUCUUGUGUGUGGAGAAAAGGGUAAACAAUGUGGGGCUGUCUGAGGAUGAGGUUCUGUCUCUAAUAACCACCGAGUAGAGACUACAGCUUUCUUUAGAAGAUCAGUGGAGGUCCAGCCAGACUUCACAAAGUGGGGUUAGGAGAUGUGCCAGCACCAAAGGCAUUGCUCUAAGUCAGGCUGGGCGCUCACUUUACAGGCUGCAGAGAAGCACUUAGGAAAAACUCUAGUGAGGAAGUACACACACAAGCCAGAGCAGGCAUGAGGGGCACCUGUCCCACCCCCUACUUCAUCACAGUCUACCCUAGCACCCUGAAGACUUACAAAAUGACAGAACCCCAAGAAGUCCUCCUACUUCUCCUGGCAGCCCAUGGAGAUGAAAAGGCAGACCAUAACCAGCCUGGAAGGCAAAGAUCCAGAUUCUACUCUACUCUCCCCUAAGUGUGCCUCUUGUGCCCUCCCUGAACCCUAGGUUCCAGGAGGGCUAGUUGGACUGUGUCUUUCAGAUGUUGUGAUCCCAACCCAGGAAAGAGGAAUGUGAAUCUGACUUGGAAAUAGGAUCUUGUAGAGGUCAGAAGUUGAGGCCAUAAUGGAGUUUAUUGACCCUCCUUGUGGACAAACAGGCUAAGGAAGCCUCUGCCUGUGUAAGGAUAUUCCAAAGACCCAAGUAGGAAUACCAGGGAACUCAGGGCUUUUGAGUUCAGGAGUAACGCCAACAAACACUUCCCAUUUUUAUUAAGCAGCUUGUGAUGGCUAGUCUUGGUUGUCCAUUUGACUACAUUUGGAAUUUCCUAAAACACAAAUAUUGGGCACACCUGUGAGGGAUUUUGUUGUUGUUGUUAAUUGAAUAACGUGAAGCAGGAACACCCUAUUCUAACCUGGAUCUUUGAGGUGGGAAGAUAAACCUUUAAAUUAGACCUUUAGAGAUGUGAAGACUUGACUUUAAUCUGGGUCAUAUCAUCUGUGUUGUCAAUAAAACAACCAGCCCCAAUGCUGUGCAAAAGAGAGGAUAGGGUGAAACAUCCUGGUCGGGGAGGAAGAGCAGAGUCAGCUGGAUAAGACUAGGAGCCACGUGGUGGGAUGAACCGGAACUAAGUAUGACUAAAAGCAAGUAUAAUGGGUGAAAUCUGAAUGGUAGGGAGCUAUGUAGGUUUGGAGGUUUAGGAUGGAAUAACUCUUCCCCAGCAUUGUGCUUUAGGUUAAUUAAAUAAAUCCCAGUCUGUGUGUUGAUUUGGGUAUACAGCUGGUUUAGGACUAACUGCUGCUUAACCAAAAGAUCUAUCAAUAGUAAAUAUUAAUGCCCACAACACCUCAUCCUUAUAACUCACAACCUGUGUCAAUGCUCACAGGAAAACCCUUCCCCUCACUUCCCUGUCUUCCUGACUGCAGCUAAGAGCUUCAGAGUCCAGGAGCUGUGGUUAGGAAACUCUGAGACAACAGCUACAUUUUCCUCUCUUCCGUUUUGCGUCACCACUGCUGAGAAUCUGGCAGACUGUUUUGAACCUGUUCUUCAGAAACUUGUUUGGCAGUGUUUGGGGAUAUGAGAUCAAGGCAGAAAUACCAAUUGCGUGUCUCUAUAAUGUCUAAUUUUAGAUACCAUUCUAAAUAUUAUCCCCAAAGAAAGAAAACAUCAGGGUGGAAUUUUAGGACAGAAGUGUAACAGCCUUCUCAUACUGUCUGAGCCUGCAGGAUUUUCAAAAGCAAGCACACAGUCAAAACUUGAGGAACAUAAUUUUUUAAUUAAGCACUAGAAAAGACUAGGAAUAACAAAAACAGGUUUUUGUAAUCUUUGUCUUUCUAGGAAUCCAAGCAAAUCAAAUUUUAAAAAGGGACCUGACACAAACACUUUAAUUUUAGGGGACAGGAAUGAAUUGAGAGAGUGACUGAUGGGCAGCAACUAUAAAAUGCUGAAAGAUGCAAAGAAAAGAAUGUAAGCGUUCUGAGUAACAUGCCAGCAUCCAGCAGGCAAAGGCCCUUCACAGGGUGCGACCACAGGGUCUCAGGACAUGCAAUGACUUGGCCUUCUGAGCUGGUGGGCACAGGGGAGCUGUAAGGAUCUGAAGGUCAUCACCUCCCCUCAGUGCUUGGCCAUUGGAGGCCAGACAGGUAGGCCUGCUCCAGAGCCACAGCCGACAGGGCUUUGCAGGUAAACUGCGCCAGGUAGGCUGGGUUCCUGUCACUGGAGUCAGAGGCAGGCACGUGCAGCAUGCCGUUUCUGAGCGCAUGCUCUCCUUGUUGCUAGGCUACAGAGAGAAAUUCUGUUCAAACUGAACCGCAGACCUACCCUGGCAGGACGCUCCAGUGGCUGUGGCUUGGUGGCAGUAUUUGUCUCUGUUUCUAAGUUUUAGUGUGAGGUUUGGGAGGAAGAGGGUGGCAGAAGGGGAGGGCAGGGAGAGCAAGGAGGGCGGCAAGGGCCUGGGUGGUCCUGGGCCUUGAUCAUGCAGGAGGGCACCAAUCAUGACAGCAAGACUCAGACACCAAGUGCCUCGGUGUGGCGACAGUUCUGUGCCCGUCUGCGGUCCUUCUGCCUGGGCUAUGGGUGCCUUGGUUACCAAGAGCGCGAAUGUUCUGACUCCUUCGUCCCAUAUGUACCUGUUGGGCCGUUCCAAAGGGCAGCCAGUGUGGGUGAUUGGUCUGCAGUGGAGAACUUCAUCACCUGGCAUGGAUGCGAAGUGGAUAAAGAGGACAGGAGGAACAGGACUCCACUGCACUAUGCAUCUGUUUUUAACCAGCCAGGUAUGAUACGGCUGUUAAUCAAAAAAAGCUGCAAUGUUAAUGUCCAGGAUGAUGAAGGCUGCACCCCCUUGAUUAAGGCUGUAGAGAUGAACAACGUGAAAUGUGUUUCAGUGUUGCUGAAGCAUGGUGCUAAUCCACACAUUAAAGAUUUAAAUGGAAAUACAGCCUUGCACUAUGCUGCAUAUAAUGGAAACAAAGCAAUUGUCUCCCAACUGCUUAACUACAAUGCAGAUAUUAACGCCAAAACAAAGGAAGGCUUCACACCAUUUUCCCUUGCUGUAUCUGAAAAUAAAGAGAAGAUGGCACAGUUUUUAAAAGCGAGGGGUGCAAAUGAACACGGAGUCAGUGAGUCUGAUAGUGAAAUGUCACUCUGGGAAGAGUCAAAGUCAAUGCUUAACAUGACUACACAGAUCAGCACAGAAUUGGAUGCCAGUACUGAAAACACAUCAUCUCGGGUUUCUAUUUGUAGACCUGGCUGUCUUGGAACUCACUCUGGAAAUCAGGAUGACUCCAAACUCAAAGAGAUCCACCUGCCUCUUCUUCCCAAGUGCUGGGAUUAAAGCGGUGCAGGACAACUGCUGGGCCCUAGCUUGCUCUUUCGUUUUAUAACUGUACUACUCUUUAAAUUUUUACCUUUUCUUUAAUGACGUUUUCCAUUUCUGAAAGCUGAGUGUCCAUUUUCUCCUGAAGAAAGAUAAAAUCCUACAAUUCCAGGAUUUUAAAGACUAUUAGACAUAUAAACCUGAGGUUCUAACAUUAAAGUAACAAAUGCAUCUACAGUAAAAGGCAGAAGUGAACAGUGAUACUUUGAUUUCUUCUUUUCUGAACUGAAUCCCUUGAUCUCCUUUAAUUGUCCUAUUGCUCUAGCAAGGACUUCAAGUACUAUGUUAAAGAGAUAUGAGAGAGUGGGCAGCCUUGCCUUGUCCCUGAUUUCAGCAUGCAAAUGGUGGGAUCUAGAAAAUAUCAUCCUGAGUGAGUUAUCCCAGAAGCAGAAAGACACACAUGGCAUAUACUCACUUAUAAGUGGAUAUUAGACAUAUAAUAUAGGAUAAUCAUACUAAAACCUAAGGAAGCUAAUCAAGAAGGACAACUCUGGGUUAGAUGCUUAGUCUUCAUCCAGAAAGGCAAAUGGGACAGACAUCAGAAGAGGGAGUAAAUAGAGAACAGGAUAGGAGCCUAUCACAAAGGGCCCCUGAAAGACUCUUCCCAGCAGGGUAUCAAUACAUAUGCUGAGACUCAUAGCUGAACUUUGGGCAGAGUGCAGGGAAUCUUAUGAAAUAAGGGGGAGAUAGAAAGACUUGGAGGGUACAGGAGCUUCACAAGGAGAGCAACAGAACCAAAAAAUCUGAGCACAGGGGUCUUUUAUGAGACUGAUACCUCAAACAAGGACCAUGCAUGGAAAUAACCUAGAUAGAACCCCUGCACAGAUGUAGCCCAUGACAGCUCAGUGUUCAAGAGGGUUCCCCAGUAAUAGGAACAGGGACCAUCUCUAGCAUGAACUUAUGGGAUGGCUCUUUGAUCACCUCAACCUGAGAGGGGAGAAGCCUUACCAAUCCACAGAGGAAGACAAUGCAGCCAGCCCUUAUGAGACCUGAUAAACUAGGGUCAGAUGGAAGGGGAGGAGGACCUCCCCUAUCAUUGGACUGCGGGAGGGGCA